Molecule: messenger RNA, 2112 nt
Organism: Maylandia zebra (zebra mbuna)
Lineage: Eukaryota; Metazoa; Chordata; Actinopteri; Cichliformes; Cichlidae
Biological process (GO): negative regulation of transcription by RNA polymerase II; regulation of cytokine production; regulation of immune system process
Cellular component (GO): nucleoplasm
Molecular function (GO): DNA-binding transcription repressor activity, RNA polymerase II-specific; RNA polymerase II cis-regulatory region sequence-specific DNA binding
Source: RefSeq, a predicted model, not a curated record
UUUGACACACAGGACACAUCACUGCCAGUUGGUGGCGGUAAUGAGUCGUUAUUGCCAACCGCCGACAAACCACAAAGAAGAAGACGAAGUACUGCGCGUGCACACAGCGGAAAGUAGACUUACCGAGUAAUGAUUAUAGCCACAGUCAUCAUACUUGUUAUCUACGACGGAGACUUUUGUGGUGUGACAAAUAUAGUGUGACUGUGCUGAGCUUUCUUACUGCUGCCCUUCUGGUCUCCGGCAGAUCACGUUUAUGUUUCUCAUACGUGAUUGGAAAGAUAUAGGGUCUCGUAGCUCGGACAGCUUGGUCUCUCUCCUAGUCCAACUACAAAGCCGGCCUCCUCCGCUGGGGGAUCUUUAGUUCGGGUUAUUCUGAGAGGAGAUCCAGAGCGACUGGCAGCAGGCGAAGAGUCUGCAGGAGGAGCAUCUCAGCACCUGUAGUCAGAAACAUUGGUUCUUCACUGAAGGCAAAAGAAGGGGAAGUGUGCUGAAACCUCUCCAAAUUUAUGACCUCAACAAAAACCAACCAAUGCCAGCAAGUACAGAUGAAUGAGUUGUGAUCCCUGUGGAGAAGACUUUCAUCACUAUGAAGAAGGCCAGAAGACGCCAGCGCAUUGACAGUGGAGACAGAAGCUUCAUGUGCAAUCAGUGUGGAAAGGCUUUUACCGAGAAUGGCAACUUAAAAAGACAUCAGCUCGUCCACACUGGCAUUAAACCAUUCAGCUGCGAGCAGUGUGGACAGGCUUUCAACCAAAAUAGCAAGUUAAAAAAACACCAGCUUCUCCACACUGGAUUUAAACCAUUUAGCUGUGAUCAGUGUGGAAAGGCUUUUACUGAAAAUGGCAACUUAAAACAACAUCAGCUCGUCCACACUGGCAUUAAACCAUUCAGCUGCGAUCAGUGUGGAAAGACUUUCACUCAGAAUAGCAGCUUAAAAAAACAUCAACUCAUCCACACUGGCAUUAAACCAUUCAGCUGCGAUCAGUGUGGAAAGACUUUCACUCAGAAUAGCAGCUUAAAAAAACAUCAACUCAUCCACACUGGAUUAAAACCAUUUAGCUGUGAUCAAUGUGGAAAGGCUUUUACUGAAAAUGGCAACUUAAAACAACAUCAGCUCAUCCACACUGGCAUUAAACCAUUCAGCUGCGAUCAGUGUGGAAAGACUUUCACUCAGAGUGGCAGCUUAAAAAAACAUCAACUCAUCCACACUGGAUUUAAACCAUUCAGCUGCGAUCAGUGUGGAAAGUUUUUUACUCAUAGUAACUGUUUAAAAGAACAUCAGCUCAUCCAUACUACAGAUAAACCAUUCACCUGUGAUCUGUGUGGAAAGUCUUUUACUCAUAGUAAAAGCUUAAAAGAUCAUCUUCUCAUCCACACUGGAAUUAAAUCAUUUGUCUGUGGUCAGUGUGGAAAGGCUUUUACUCAUAUUACAAAUUUAAAACAACAUCAGCUCAUCCACACUGGAAUUAAACCAUUCAGCUGUGAUCAGUGUGGAAAAUCAUUUACUCGGCGUAGAAACUUAAAAAAACAUCAUCUCCUCCACAUUGGAUUGAAACCAUUCAGCUGUGAUCAGUGUGGAAAGUCUUUUAGCUGCAUGAGUUCCUUGAAAGAACAUCAGGCCAUCCACACUGGCAUUAAACCAUUUGUCUGUUGUCAGUGUGGAAAGGGUUUUCGUCGCAUGGAUACUUUAAAAAAUCAUCAACUAAUCCACACUGGAGUUAAUUAAUUUUUUUAUUGGUCAGUGCUGAAAUGCGGCCAAUUCUAUGUAAACAUUUUAAAAAAUCAGAUUGUUCACACUGCAAUUGUAGCGUGUAUUGAAUUUGUGGAAUUUCUUUCGUAUUGUAUUGUAUAUUGUAAUAUUUGAUGUUUAUUUCUAUUUAUGUUCUUUUAAUUGUUUUUCUGCUUGAUCUAAUAUUUGUCAUUUCUAGUCUUUAGGUUCUGUUAUCAUGCCUCCCCUCUUUUUCACAUUCUGUGUUUUGUCAGCAGUGGCAGUCCUAGCCUGGUUGGUGCCCUGGGCGAACACCAUCUCUGCCCCACACCCACAGAUAACAUAUAUGUAUGUUUUCAUGUGUAUAUAUGUAUAUUAAAGAUUGUACAUGCAUAUAAAACAUA